CUGCUGGGGACGGGCGGCCCAGCUGGCAUCUGUUCAGGUAGCGGAUGGGACAAUGGUACCACCGCCGCCAAGCAUGUGAUGAGAUGAUAUAAGAGGCUGACGACAGCCCCCUGGUCCUCAAUGUUGGACCGUGCUACACACCUGCCACUCACAGAUCUCUCCAUCCCUGAGAUAACCCCUUUGUGGAUCAUUGUUGACCAGCAUUGUCAGAAACCCAAGCCAAGAUGAAGUCUCUGGUACCUCUGUUUCUCUUCCUAGCUUUGGCUGGAUUCCAGACGGCCCUGUCUGCCUCUCUGGAGACCAAAGAGAAGGAGGACGCCGUGGUUGAGGAAGUUGCCAAAGUUCCAGUUGCUGAAUUGACUGAACUGCAGAAAACUGAUCAAAUUGAGUUUGAGGCUGCUCAGAAGAAUGAGGAACACACCGAGGAUUCACGUUACUUGGAGGCUGUUCAUGUUGAAACUGUGGUGGAGCAAGUUGCAGCAGGUGAUGACAGCAAAGAGGGCGAUGAUAAAUCCGUCACCUCGCACGAGGAAUCAUCAUCAGAGUCAACUGAGGACACAGAUGGCAUGAGACAGAGACGUGAGCACCACGAGACAGAGACCGAAAAGAUCACCAACUUUGCCACAGAUGAACGCAACGCGACGCCUGUCGGGAUCGGAGGUUGCACUAGAGCCCAGUGACAUCUCAUUAUACUGUAGCCCCAUAUUACAUUUAUAAGGAUACAUUAACGAUAAUCAUAAAACUAAUAUGGCUAAAUAUCCAAUAGUGUAGGUAUAGCCUGUUCUAGGUCGACGCUUCAAGGACAGCACACUGUUUGAUAACAGGCUUUGAAACUAGUACACAGAUCCAGGCCAUUCAGACAGCCUCCCCCGGUGACCAAUGUGCUUGAUUUAUUGCGUGUCGCCUUGCUGUUGCUAUUUCCGAAGCGCAGAUGCACCGUUCGAUAGUAAAAGGUGGUGUCAUUUGAGUCAGAGGUCAAAGUUCAAUGGUCGACGGUUAACAUCCCCUGUGUAUUCACAAUACUCGGUAGGCGUUUGUUUUGUUCUUCACAUAUUAAUCUCACAUCACGUGAGCUGCAGAAUCAGGCCAUUCAUGUCACGUUGAAAACAAUAUUGAGGGGGGGGGGGGGGAUGUGCUGCCGUUCUAA
Messenger RNA from Gadus morhua (Atlantic cod), 1147 nucleotides. RefSeq lists its product as uncharacterized. The transcript has 12 exons. The record is from RefSeq and is a predicted model, not a curated record. NCBI's taxonomy places the organism in Eukaryota, Metazoa, Chordata, Actinopteri, Gadiformes, Gadidae. Bases 225 to 680 code for a protein of 151 amino acids.